GACGGCACGGCGCAUCUACGUGGCGCUCGGUGUCGACGUCCUUGACGGUCCAGCGGCGCCGACGACAGACGACGACGGCGCAGCCACCUUGUCGGAAGACGCGAUCGACGAAGGCGCUGCCGAUGGCGCGUUCGGCUACGGACCCGUGCGGACGGACGCGGUCUUGGCGACACAGUUGUCGCGGGACCUGGAGUCGCGCUACUCUGGCUACUCGGACAACUUUAGCUCGAGCUACGGCGACAACUAUGGCUCGUCCUCGAGCUUCGCGCCAGGUUCGUACAGCAGCUACGGCGAGUAUGCGCCGAGCUCUAGUAGCACCAACUACUACAACGAGGCCGUGAUUGACGACGAGCACGACGAGCACGUCAUAUGCCCGCACUGCCUCGGCAACGUCAACGUCCCGCCCGGCUGCAGUGCGUACCUGCAUACGAUUCCGUGUCCACUGUGUCAGCGCCCGCUCGGCGGCUCGUCGCCGGCACCCGCGCCGCCUGGCACCACCACGAUUACCUGCAAGGGCUGUCGCCGUGGUCUGCACUUGCCCGAUGGAUUGGACCUCGCCGACGUUGUCUGCCCCGAGUGCAACUCUGUCAACAAGAUCGACCCGACGCCCAAGCCGACGCUUGUCAAGUGCGGGCACUGCCACAAGAUGCUCUCGGCGCCGCCAGGGCAGCCCACGAUCCAGUGCGGCCACUGCAAGGGCGUCUCACGCGUCAUGGGCUCGGAUGAUGUCGUCAAGGUAACGUGCGCCAAGUGCAAGACCCUCUUGGCAGUGCCAAGCGGCUCGACAGUAUACAAGUGCCUCAAGUGCGGCCACGUGUCCAAGUGA
Messenger RNA from Saprolegnia parasitica CBS 223.65, 826 nucleotides. RefSeq lists its product as hypothetical. NCBI's taxonomy places the organism in Eukaryota, Oomycota, Saprolegniomycetes, Saprolegniales, Saprolegniaceae. The transcript is spliced from 4 exons. The annotation marks the transcript as partial. The record is from RefSeq and is a predicted model, not a curated record.